Schistocerca gregaria is the source of this 2372-nucleotide messenger RNA. RefSeq lists its product as uncharacterized. The transcript has 3 exons. Bases 294 to 1961 code for a protein of 555 amino acids. Lineage: Eukaryota; Metazoa; Arthropoda; Insecta; Orthoptera; Acrididae. The record is from RefSeq and is a predicted model, not a curated record.
CGCCUUGGGAAAGGCGGCUGGUGGUGGGGGUCCGGGCCCAUAACACCAGCGCUCCAGCGCGGCCAUGCUAACAGUAUUCCGCUGGACUCCACCGCAGCUGUACGCGAUCCAAGAUGGCCGCCGCCUGCAUCGCUGUGUUUGCAACAUCCUUGUAGUAUCCUCGCUCCAGAGUACCACAUUUCGUGUCGAGCAGCUGCUUCAGCGUCCAUGUAUCCGUCCGACGUACCAGGGGCGAUGGCAGCGAGGGACCCAUCAGCGCGUAAAGUGCGCAGAUAGCCACGCAUAAAGGCGCUAUGAAGUCGAUGUGGGCGUGCCGGUCGGUGCGGCGGCUGGUGGUGGCGCUGGUGGCGUGGGGCCUGGCGCUGGUGGCGGUGCUGCAGCUGACGUCGGACGCGGGCGGCGCGUCUCGGCCCGUGCUGUCGGGGCCCAGCCGCCUGCUGCUGCACAAGAUGGCGGACGCGCGCACGGCGCGCUCGGAGCUCACCACGCAGCUGAACGCCACGGCCGACCAGCUGGACGCGCUCGUCAGCCUCGAGCCGCUCGUCGACAAGUCGGCCGCCUGGUCCGAGGCGCGCAUCGUCCAGGAGGUGCAGCGCCAGAUCCCCAGCCUGCCCAUCGCCUACUGGAACCGCCACAAGAACAAAGCCAUGUACUACAAGAACGAGAGCUGCGCCAAGUUCCCCAGUAUCUUCGAGCUCGAGUUCAACAACGUGUACUGGCAGACGCUGCAGACGAGCAACGGUAGCUUCCAGCUGUACGGUGCCUAUUACGACGUGCGCAGGUUCAGCAGGAUCGGCCCGGCCGUCCGUAUCCUGGGAAUGAUAAACAGGAUCGAGCCCACCGUCAAGACUUACUGCCAGUUCUGGUUCGAGUCUCAGAAGGAGCCGGUGUUCGUCAAGACUCUAGAGUACAAGUACGUAUGGUACAGGAAGUGGGGCAAUUACAAACAAGGCAUCUACCAGCCGUACUUAAUAGCGUGCCAAAUUCCGCACAAGUUCCACAAGGAGGUGCCCGCCUCCGUAUCUCUCGUCGAGAAGUUGUGCGACACCGCCACGAACAACCUGAGGGUCAUUUACGACCGGCCGGAGAAGAAGAAAGACUUCGCAGUCUGCGUCAAGGGCCUGGACUUCCUUCACGAGGACCUGUCGGUCAGGCUAGUGGAGUGGAUCGAACUGCUGGGCAUCCUGGGUGCGGACAAGAUCUUUUUCUACGAACUGCAAGUGCACCCCAACAUCAGCAAAGUGCUGCGUUACUACGAGAAGCAGGGCCGCGUUAGCGUCACGCCGCUGACGCUGCCCGGCGGCCAGCCCAAUGUGCCCGGCUUCCAGCACAUGUAUCUGGUGCGCAAGGUAAACCACAAGCGCCAGAACGAGCUGAUUCCCUACAACGACUGUCUGUACAAGAACUUGUAUACGUACAAGUACAUAGCGUUGCUGGACGUGGACGAAGUCAUCAUGCCCAUCAACACUGCCUCGUGGAGGGAGCUCAUGGACAUCGUCGAGCGCAAGUCGUUAGAGAUCAGAAACGAAACGAGGGCAUCCUACAACGUCCGGAAUGUGUACUUCCUGGACGACCUGAUCCACAAUCACGGCUGGUUCAAGAACAUUCCGAAGUACAUGCACAUGCUACAGCACGUGUACCGCAGCAAGAACUUCACGAAGCCGAACCAGUACGUGAAGUGCUUCCACAACCCGGAGCGCGCGCUCACGCUGCACAACCACUUCCCGCUGGCGUGCCUCGCUUCCGGCUGCACCUCCUACUCCAUAGACACCGGCGACGCGCAGCUGCAGCACUACAGGGCCGACUGCGUCAAGACCCUGAAGAAGACUUGCACCGAGUACCGGAAGAACAGUGUCAUCGACACUACUAUUUGGAAAUACAAAGACAAGCUGAUCCGCAGAGCUACCGAGACCCUGAGGAAUCUCGGCUUCUUCGACAUUGGCAGCAACAGUAUUAAGUAAUUCUGUUAAGUCUGCGUGUAAUUUAUUUUUCCGCGAUGAAAUAUUUUGCGUAUGGAGUGAACGCAGUGUGUUUGCGUGUGAACUUGAGUUGUUUUUUUGACUUUGCUCUUUGAUGCUCGAUGCGCGACAUUUUUGUGCUACGUAAAGUGGCGCACUGCGCACUGUCACGUACUUAAGUGAACUUGUGUUCGUGUGCGACUAACUUUUUUUCGUUUUCGUGCAAAAGAUUAUGGACUGAGAUUGAUUCCUAUUUAUCGACGGCAGUGUGAAAGCAGCUUAUUUUUUCGCUCGCAUUUACAUGCGAGAAACGCAUUUAUUUUUCUUCUUCGUUGAAUAAAGUCGAUGAAAUAAACGAUGUAUUUUUUCUCUUGUGAAAUAAAAGCGCAGCAGCUUGCAGUAACAAUUUUCUAA